This is a messenger RNA of Arabidopsis thaliana (thale cress), 506 nucleotides long. RefSeq names its product plant self-incompatibility protein S1 family protein. NCBI's taxonomy places the organism in Eukaryota, Viridiplantae, Streptophyta, Magnoliopsida, Brassicales, Brassicaceae. The transcript has 2 exons. The record is from RefSeq and is marked reviewed. Gene Ontology annotation, cellular component: extracellular region. The coding region runs from base 6 to 506 and encodes 166 amino acids.
GAAAAAUGGGAAAAUCUUUGCUAAGUUUAUUUGUUAUCCUCCUUUCGUUUGAUUCUAUAAACUCUUAUUUGAUGCCUCCUCUCUUCAGAAAAUUCAAUGUCCAAAUAGUAAAUCAACUUGAGUUUCACAAGAUACUGAAAGUUCAUUGCAAGAGCAAAUCUCACAAUUUCCCAAUCACAUAUCUUAAAAUUGGUGAAAGUUUUCAGUUUAAAUUUAAAAUUUAUCCAAAAACUCAGUAUUGGUGUAAUUUAUGGCAGGGACCAAAUUACAAACACCAUGUGGUUUUUGAUGCGUUUCGUCCAGACAAAGAUUUUAUAGAUGGUACAUGUACUGGUAUGCAUCCUAAUGUAUGUAGAUGGACUGCAAAAGAAGAAGGAGUCUAUGUCCGCAACAAAAAGUUCGAAGGAGAAUAUUUCAUGUAUACAUGGGAUGGUCCAUCAAAACUUGGAAACAUCUCUCCAGUGUCUGCACCUACAAGUGAAUCAGAAUUGGACUCAUCAGUCUAA